UUUUUUUUUAAUUCAAAACUAGCUUUGAUAUUUUGGUAUCUUUUCUAGAUAAAAGAAGUCUCGCUCGCUCGCCGGUUAGAUUUAGAUAGAAGUAGGGCUAGGGUUAUAGUUUGGAGGGGAUCGAUGAAGGGACGGCGGCGCUGCGAGCUGUGCAAGGGCAGCGCCGCUGUGUGCUGCGAGGCGGACGCGGCGUUCCUGUGCUGGCCGUGCGACGCCCGCGUGCACGGCGCCAACUUCCUCGUCGCCCGCCACCUCCGCCGGAUCGCCUGCGCCGAGUGCCACGCCCUCGACGAAGCCCGCAUCCUCGCCGGCGCCGGAUCUCCCCCCAUCCGCUCCCUCUGCCGCUCCUGCCGCCGCCGUCCCCAGGAAGAAACCGCGUCCUCGGGUUCCUCUUCGUGCGUCUCCGCCGCCGACGAGGAAUCACCCCGGAGAGGAGCACAGGAGGAGGGGAUUCUGGUCAAUUGGGCCCGGAGGAUGGGGCUGGGGGACGAAGGUUCGCGGCGGCGCGCGGCGGCGGCGGCGACAUUUCAUAGAAACAACAAAAGACUUGCCCAUGUUUAACUCUUUAUAAUUGUUGUUGCCUCCUAUCAGUGCAAUGAAAAAAAGGGGUGCAAACUGGCUAUUGUCCUACCAUCUUCCAGAUGCAGCUUGUUUGCACAAUUGCAUUCUAUAGUUGAAAUUUGGACAUUGAGAAUUGGGUGAUACCAUGCAUCUCCAGCUUAGAGGCCUUGAGAAUGCUCACUCAUAAUGGCAUUUUCUCAGUUGACUCUAAUUAUAGAUUUAUCGACA
Molecule: messenger RNA, 789 nt
Organism: Phoenix dactylifera (date palm)
Lineage: Eukaryota; Viridiplantae; Streptophyta; Magnoliopsida; Arecales; Arecaceae
Source: RefSeq, a predicted model, not a curated record